Molecule: messenger RNA, 3266 nt
Organism: Chrysochloris asiatica (Cape golden mole)
Lineage: Eukaryota; Metazoa; Chordata; Mammalia; Afrosoricida; Chrysochloridae
Gene: MED24
Product: mediator complex subunit 24
Exons: 25
Coding region: 35-3040 (1001 amino acids)
Cellular component (GO): mediator complex
Molecular function (GO): transcription coregulator activity
Source: RefSeq, a predicted model, not a curated record
AAGUGCCAAAAUGGCGAUAUCUAAACUCUAGAACAUGAUUGUCCGCUUUUUUUUUUUUUUCCUUCCUAAAAGCUGGUGGCUACCGGCUCCGCCUCCUCAGAGUGAAAUCAUGAAGGUCGUAAACCUAAAGCAAGCCAUUUUGCAAGCCUGGAAGGAGCGAUGGAGUGACUACCAAUGGGCAAUCAACAUGAAGAAAUUCUUUCCCAAAGGAGCCACUUGGGACAUUCUCAACCUGGCAGAAGCCCUGUUGGAGCAGGCUAUGAUUGGACCUUCCCCCAACCCUCUCAUCUUAUCCUACCUGAAGUAUGCUAUUAGCUCCCAGUUUGAUGACUUUUCCCGGGACCUGUGUGUCCAGGCACUGCUGGACAUCAUGGACAUGUUUUGUGACCGUCUGAGUUGUCAUGGCAAAGCGGAAGAGUGCAUUGGGCUGUGUCGAGCCCUUCUCAGCGCCCUCCACUGGCUGCUGCGCUGUACUGCAGCUUCUGCAGAACGGGUCCGGGAGGGGCUGGAGGCGGGCACCCCAGCAGCCGGGGAGAAGCAGCUGGGGAUGUGUCUGCAGCGGCUGGAGAAGACUCUGAGCAGCACCAAGAACCGGGCGCUGCUCCACAUCGCCAAACUCGAGGAGGCCUCUUCAUGGACUACCAUCGAACAUUCACUCUUGAAGCUUGGGGAGAUCCUGGCCAAUCUCAGUAAUGCCCAGCUACGGAGCCAGGCUGAGCAGUGUGGCACACUCAUUAGGAGCAUUCCCACAAUGCUGUCUGUACACUCAGAGCAGCUGCACAAGACUGGCUUCCCCACGGUCCAUGCGGUGGUCUUGCUUGAGGGAACCAUGAACUUGACAGGCGAGACACAGCCCCUGGUGGAGCAGCUGAUGAUGGUGAAACGCAUGCAGCACAUUCCCACCCCCCUCUUUGUCCUGGAGAUCUGGAAAGCUUGCUUUGUGGGGCUCAUUGAGUCCCCUGAGGGUACGGAGGAGCUCAAGUGGACGGCCUUCACCUUCCUCAAGAUUCCACAGGUUUUGGUGAAGCUGAAGAAAUACUCUCACGGGGACAAGGACUUCACUGAGGACGUUAAUUGUGCGUUUGAGUUCCUGCUGAAGCUCACACCGUUACUCGACAAAGCGGAUCAGCGCUGCAACUGUGAUUGUACAAAGUUCCUACUUCAAGAAUGCAGCAAGCAGGGGCUUCUGUCAGAAGCCAGUGAGACCAACCUGGUGUCUAAGCGCACAGCAGACCGGGAGCAUGCGCCCCAGUUAAAAUCAGCAGAAAAUGCCAACAUCCAGCCCAAUCCUGGGCUGAUCCUCCGGGCAGAGCCCACAGUUACCAACAUCCUCAAGACGAUGGAUGCUGACCACUCCAAGUCCCCAGAGGGGCUAUUGGGAGUCCUGGGCCAUAUGCUGUCUGGGAAGAGUCUGGACUUGUUGCUGGCUGCUGCUGCCGCUACUGGGAAGCUGAAAUCCUUUGCCCGGAAAUUCAUCAACUUGAAUGAAUUCACGACCCAUGGCAGCGAAGAAAGCACCAAAGCAGCUUCAGUUCGUGCCUUGCUCUUUGACAUCUCCUUCCUCAUGCUGUGCCACGUGGCCCAGACUUACGGCUCAGAGGUGAUUCUGUCAGAGUCAAGCACAAGAGCAGAGGUGCCCUUCUUUGAGACCUGGAUGCAGACCUGCAUGCCUGAGGAAGGCAAAAUCCUGAACCCUGACCACCCUUGCUUCCGGCCAGACUCCACCAAAGUGGAAUCCUUGGUGGCCCUGCUCAAUAACUCCUCAGAGAUGAAGCUGGUGCAGAUGAAGUGGCAUGAAGCCUGUCUCAGCAUCUCAGCGGCCAUCUUGGAAAUCCUCAAUGCUUGGGAGAAUGGGGUACUGGCCUUCGAGUCAAUCCAGAAAAUCACAGAUAAUAUCAAGGGAAAGGUAUGCAGCCUGGCAGUGUGUGCGGUGGCUUGGCUUGUGGCCCACGUCCGGAUGCUGGGACUGGACGAGCGUGAGAAAUCGCUGCAGAUGAUCCGGCAGCUGGCAGGGCCGCUGUAUAGUGAGAACACCCUACAGUUCUACAAUGAGAGGGUGGUGAUCAUGAGCUCCAUCCUGGAGCAUAUGUGUGCUGACGUGCUGCAGCAGACGGCCACACAGGUCAAGUUCCCAUCCACGGGUGUGGACACCAUGCCCUACUGGAACUUGCUGCCCCCCAAGCGACCCAUCAAGGAGGUGCUGACAGAUAUCUUUGCCAAGGUGCUGGAGAAGGGGUGGGUGGACAGCCGUUCUAUUCACAUCUUUGACACCCUGCUGCACAUGGGCGGCGGCUACUGGUUCUGCAACAACCUGAUUAAGGAGCUGUUGAAGGAGACCCGGAAGGAGCACACGCUGCGGGCAGUGGAGCUUCUCUACUCCAUCUUCUGUCUGGACAUGCAGCAGGUGACCCUGGUCCUGCUGGGCCACAUCCUGCCAGGCCUGCUCACCGACUCCUCCAAGUGGCACAGCCUCAUGGAUCCCCCAGGCACUGCUCUUGCCAAGCUAGCUGUAUGGUGUGCCCUGAGUUCCUACUCAUCCCACAAGGGACAGGCAUCCUCCCGCCAAAAGAAGAGACACCGUGAAGACAUCGAGGAUUAUAUCAGCCUCUUCCCACUGGAUGACAUGCAGCCGUCUAAGCUGAUGCGCCUGCUGAGCUCCAAUGAGGAGGAUACCAACAUCCUCUCCAGCCCCACUGACCGAUCCAUGUGCAGCUCCUUCUCGGCCUCCCAGCUUCACACUGUCAACAUGCGAGACCCUCUAAACCGAGUCCUGGCCAACCUGUUCCUGCUCAUUUCCUCCGUGUUGGGAUCACGGACGGCGGGCCCCCACACCCAGUUUGUGCAGUGGUUCAUGGAGGAGUGUGUGGACUGCUUGGAGCAGGGUGGCCGGGGCAGCAUCCUGCAGUUCAUGCCCUUUACCACGGUAUCGGAACUGGUGAAAGUGUCAGCCAUGUCCAGCCCCAAAGUUGUUCUGGCCAUCACAGAUCUCAGCCUGCCCCUGGGCCGCCAAGUGGCUGCCAAGGCCAUUGCAGCCCUCUGAGGACCUUGGAGCAGCCACAGGAGUUGGCUGGGGAGAGUCCCUAGCUCCUGACGCCUCUGAAGGGAACAGUGAGGAAAGAUGAGACAUCAUUGCUCAGAUCUCCAUGAUACAAGAGCCUUCCGUUGGUUUCUAGAUCUUUUUCCUGCUUCUCUGCUGCUGACCUCUAGGACAUCUCCUGGUGUCUUUGGCAUCUUCCUCUCUCCUCUCCUAGUGCCUGGAGUAUGAG